AUGAGCACUCCAUUUUUCCUCAUUAUACUUGUCUAUGCUAUUCUUCCUUGCACUGUUGAGUCUUCCCCUUCUUUACAUCCCCACACAAGCAAUGCUACUGAUGAGCAGGCUCUCUUGGCAUUCAAGUCAGCCAUCGAGUAUGAUCAAUUCGAUUCAUUCACAACAUGGACUUCCAACGUCUCAUUCUGCAACUGGAAAGGUGUCACCUGUUCUCACCGUAGGCAAAGAGUUGUCUAUCUCAAUCUCUCCACCGUGGGUUUGCUUAGCCGAAAUAAUUUGACAGGUAGAAUACCCAACACCUUGGGGAACAUAUCCUCUUUGAACUAUAUAGAUUUAGGUGAGAAUAAUCUCGAGGGGUAUAUCCCUUGGGAACUGGGUAUGCUUUCUCAACUCAGUUUCUUGGCUUUGUAUUUCAACCAUCUUACUGGAGGAAUUCCCCCCUCCUUGUCAAAUUGCACUUCCCUGCAAAAAAUGAGCGUCCUUGGAAAUUACUUAUCUGGAGAGAUUCCAACGAAGUUGUUCUCUAGGACUAUCCACUUGACAGAAUUGUAUAUGGGUCAUAACAAUUUCAGUGGCAGGAUUCCUGUCACUCUCUUCAAUUGUUCGCAGCUUCAAUUUCUCAACUUAGGCGACAACUGGCUGAGUGGAAUAGUGCCCCAAGAGAUCGGAAAGUUGCGUAGACUUACGCGCCUUAAUUUAUGGGGUAAUCAGUUUGUAAGUGGUAGCACCACAAGCUUACCCUUUCUCACUGCUCUUACUAAUUGUUCUUUUCUGACAGUAAUAGAUUGUGCACAUAAUCAUUUCACAGGUCUCGUACCCUCAUCCAUCGGACAACUUUCUACAAAUCUAGGAAUUUUAUUCUUGGGUUACAACAGAAUAGAAGGAGAAAUUCCUUCUCUGAUUGGAAAUCUCACCAAUUUAACUCUGCUAUCUUUAAGUGGAAAUCUUUUGACAGGUGAGAUUCCUUCCGGCAUCGGUAGGCUCCUAAAGUUGGAGAGACUAUCCUUGGCUUUUAAUAAUCUACAAGGAAACAUCCCGGUGGAGAUUGGUCAACUGAAGAACCUAGGGCUUCUAUAUAUUUCAUAUAGUAAUAUUUCUGGAAAUAUUCCGAACUCACUUGCCCAACUCCAGCAGAUAAGAGAACUGUACCUUGAUGCCAACAAGUUAACAGGGACUAUUCCAUCAGGUUUAGGUGAAUGCAGAAAGUUGGAAGUGGUUGAUCUUUCAUACAACAAGCUCCAUGGGCAGAUACCUCCACAGAGUAUAGAUAUUUCAGAAAAUCAAUUAACAGGCUAUAUUCCAGGUACAAUAGGAGGUUGUGUAGCACUUGAAUAUCUGAAUUUUUCCUUUAAUAAACUCCAAGGUCCGAUUCCAGAUUCUCUAGAGGAACUUCAAGAUCUCAAAGUCUUAGAUUUCUCUUCCAACAAUUUGUCAGGACGCAUACCAUUGACUUUAGAAAAGCUUAAAGCGCUUCAGCAUCUUAACUUGUCUAUAAACAAGUUGUCGGGAGAAGUCCCAAAAGAUGGCGUUUUCAAAAGGCUUAAUGCAACAUCAUUUACUGCAAAUCUUGGGUUAUGUGGACCUUGGGUAAUGUUACCGCCAUGUUCUUCUCCCAAACAUAAAAGUUUUAGGCAUCUAAAAAGUGUGUUGAUACCCAUUGGGACUGCAGUGUUUGUUAUAUGUUGUGUGGUCAUAUUUUUCUUGUGGAGAUCCUAUUGCAAGACACCGUCUACGACCUUGAAACCCUUUGAAGUGGGGCCUCAGAAAAUUUCAUUUGAAGAACUUCUCACAGCAACAGAUGGAUUUAAUGAGGCCAACUUAUUAGGAGUUGGUAGCUUCGGAAAAGUGUUCAGAGGGGUUCUGAAAGAUGGGACAAUGGUUGCUAUCAAAGUUCUUAAUAUCUUGGAUGAAUAUGCACGGAAAAGUUUUGAUAGAGAGUGCAAUGUUUUAAGGAGAGUUCGGCAUAGAAAUCUUAUUAAAAUCAUAACCUCUUAUUCAGAUUCAGAUGUGAAAGCCUUAAUAUUUCCUCUUGUGGCAAAUGGCAGUCUAGACAAGUUUUUAUGUCCUGAAGGCGAAGAAAGUUCUCAAGGUCAACUGUGUCAUUUGGAUUUGACUCAGAGGCUCAGAAUAGCGUUGGACAUUGCACAAGGCAUGGAAUACCUUCAUCACCGAUGUUUUGUGCAAGUCAUCCAUUGUGAUUUAAAGCCCAGUAAUGUGCUCCUUGGUGUGGACAUGACAGCCUAUUUGAUAGAUUUUGGCAUUUCAAAAUUGUGCAGGGGAAACUCCAUGGAUUCAUACACUUCUACACAUAACCUGAAAGGAUCCAUUGGAUACAUUGCUCCAGAAUAUGGAGUGAGUGGACAUGUUACUACAAAAGGAGAUGUGUACAGCUAUGGAAUAAUGUUACUGGAGAUGAUGACUGGAACGAAGCCAACCAGCAGCAUAUUUGUACAAGGAAUGAACUUGCAUACGUGGGUGAGCAGAUGUUUUCCGAAUGCAAUAGAAGAAGUGGUUGACAGAAAAUUGUUGAGUGUUGACCUGAACAAUGAUGAAAAUAAGGUAUUGAAUUGCCUCAGGCAACUCAUCUGCGUGAGUUUGCUUUGUUCAAAAGAAUCCCCGGCAGAACGACCAAGUAUGAUUGACAUUGUAAAAAUGUUGCAUAUUAUCAAAGACAGUUUUCUUGGAGCUGCUUCAACUACAACAUUUCAAUUAGAUCUAUCGUCGUUGCUAAACAGCAGAAAUGUAGGUGGCAAAGAUGAUGAAAGCCAAAGUUCUUCAUUCUGA
This is a messenger RNA of Cryptomeria japonica (Japanese cedar), 2784 nucleotides long. Its product is annotated as putative leucine-rich repeat receptor-like serine/threonine-protein kinase At2g24130. Gene Ontology annotation, biological process: protein phosphorylation. Gene Ontology annotation, molecular function: ATP binding; protein kinase activity; protein binding. The transcript is spliced from 4 exons. The coding region runs from base 1 to 2784 and encodes 927 amino acids. The record is from RefSeq and is a predicted model, not a curated record. Lineage: Eukaryota; Viridiplantae; Streptophyta; Pinopsida; Cupressales; Cupressaceae.